AUGUCGCCUGUAUUGCUGGAAGAUCCCCAAACGAACACGGCGCCUACAGCGGAAGCCAAAACUCAAUAUGGACAGGACACCGUCCCAAAUCUGCUAUCGCUUCGCGGCAAAACUAUCGCUAUCACCGGCGGUGCUAGAGGUCUCGGUAUGGCCGUCGCUUACGCAGUCGUCGAAUCCGGUGGCCACGUAGCAUGUCUCGACCUCCUCCCUGUUCCCUCCGAGCCUGAAUGGAGCGAUCUCCAGAAACUCUGCAAAAUUCACAACUUGACUGCCACAUACGCUACAUGCGAUGUUACUAGCGAAAUUGAGAUGGAAGAAGUGAUUAAUGCUAUUGAGGAGAAAGCCAAUGCAAAUGGGGCACCUUUCUAUGGUAUGGUUGCGUGUGCCGGUAUCCAGCAAAAGGUUCCUGCACUGGAAUAUAACUCUCAGGACUUUGAAAGGAUAUUAAGGGUAAAUGUUACUGGAAGCUUUGUCACGGCGAAAUGGACGGCAAGGAAAUUGGUAGAGAAGAAGAGGCCCGGCAGCAUUGUGUUGGUGGCAAGCAUGUCGGGAGAUAUUGCAAACCGGGGACUUACAUGUUCCGCAUAUAACACAAGUAAGUCAGCCGUUCACCAGAUGUGCCGUUCCUUGGCCCAAGAAUGGGGUCAAUACGGUAUCAGAAUCAAUACAUUAUCUCCAGGUUACAUACGAACGGAUAUGACGAACCAAUUACUCGCCGCAGAACCCGAGGUAGAAAAGAUCUUCAUGGCUGGAGCACUUUUGGGAAGACUUUCAACACCAGAGGAGUUCAAGGCACCAACCGUUUUCCUUCUAUCAGAAGGAAGUUCAUUUAUGACUGGUGCGGAUUUGAGGGUCGAUGGAGGCCACUGUGCCUCUGCAUAA
Molecule: messenger RNA, 882 nt
Organism: Talaromyces amestolkiae
Lineage: Eukaryota; Fungi; Ascomycota; Eurotiomycetes; Eurotiales; Trichocomaceae
Exons: 3
Coding region: 1-882 (293 amino acids)
Cellular component (GO): intracellular anatomical structure
Molecular function (GO): oxidoreductase activity, acting on NAD(P)H, oxygen as acceptor
Source: RefSeq, a predicted model, not a curated record